Molecule: messenger RNA, 1365 nt
Organism: Thrips palmi
Lineage: Eukaryota; Metazoa; Arthropoda; Insecta; Thysanoptera; Thripidae
Exons: 2
Coding region: 1-1365 (454 amino acids)
Source: RefSeq, a predicted model, not a curated record
AUGGCUAUUGCUAAUAUUCCUCGUCACAUACGCACACAUGUUAACUCAAUUCUUCUUGUUGCUUUAUACAAAGAGAAGAACUUUGAUCACCAAUCUGUUUAUGGGAAAAUUGUGGAGGAUUUAAAAGUUCUGGAGACUGAUAGUGUUUCCAUACCUGAGCAUGGCACUUGUGGUGACAAUCUUGGCCAUCAUGCUGUUGGCGGUUUUAAUGAAAACUUCAGUAGAAGUAUUUAUUUUUGCCGUUAUUGUCUUAUUGACCGAAAAUCAUUUCAUUCAAAUCAUCAUAGCCAGUUUCCUCUGCGUACUCCACAGUCUCAUGGUGAUUGUUUGAGAGGAGCUGCCUGCAACAGGAAGGGUGUAAAGUUUGACAGUGAAUUCAAUAAGUUGGCUGAAUUUCAUGUGUGUAAUCCAGGACUUGCAAGCUGCUGUGCCCAUGACCUUUUUGAAGGAGUCGUGGCCCAUGACAUGGUAUUAUUUAUCAAUUAUUUUGUAAGUGGAGGGUGGUUCACUAUUCCACAGCUUAAUGCCAAGAUUGACAAUUUCAAAUAUGAUAGUGCAGAUUAUAGGGACAAACCCAAUACUUUUAAGGAAGGCUGUGAAAAACUGUCAGGUGGAGCCAUGCAAAUUUGGUGUUUUUUGAGACUCUUUCCAUUGUUUAUCAAGGAUUUAGUAGACUGGGAAGAGAAACAGGAUAAUUUAGUGUGGAAGGCAGUGUUGCUCUUGAAUGAAAUAGUAGAACUUGUCAUGGCUACUGUCAUUUAUGUGUCUGUACUUCCAUACUUAGAUGCAAUCAUUUAUGACUACCUUGACUUGAGGGUAGUCCUAUUUCCUAAUGUACUACUGAGACCAAAGCAUCACUACCUCACCCACUAUUAUUUUUUGUUGUAUUUCUUCGGGCCAAUGUGUUUGACAUGGUCUAUGAGAUUUGAAUCUAAACACUCCUUUUUCAAACGGUUUGCUAGAAUGUUGAGAAACUUCAGAAAUGUUUUAUUUCCUCUUGGCAUCAAACAUGAACUGUUUAUGUCCUACUUGAGACUUGGAGUUGAGUUGCGGUGUGAUCUGAAGCCCACUUUGUCUGGGGAGUUUCAUGCAAAUGUGUACUCUUUGGAUAUUCAACGUGCCCUUCAAGCUAAUUUACCACCCCUUAUGCAAGAAUGUGUCUCAAUCGUUAUCAAAGGAACUCUGUACAAAAAAGGAUCCUUGCUAUUAGUGCAACAAAGUCAUUAUCAGUGUGAUGUUCAAUUUGGGAGAAUUGUUCUGAUUCUUUAUGAUAAUAAUACAAAUGUAUUUUUUCUUGUUGAAGUUAUGGAGGCAGAAUUCAUGCCACAUUUAAGGGUGUACAAGUUAGGUGCAAGAAAGAUGUGA